AUGUUGAACGAGAUGGACUACCUUGCAGCCGGCUACUACAAGACAAACACAGACUUCAAGAUGACGACCUGGGCAGGCUGGUCCGGAUUCAUGCUGACUUUGAUUCCUUUGAGCUACCGCCUCUGUCGACUCUUCGCUAGGAAGCGCAGCACCAGAGCUGCGGAUUUUUUCCUCAACGCUUCGCUCACGAUGGUUGUAGCUCUGUACGGAGUCGUCUCGUAUUUCACACUCCGAUGGAUCCUCUUCUACAAAGCCAUUCCGCUAUGGGCUGGCAUCUCGUACGCCACCAGUCUGUGGGCACUGUUCCUGUGGCUUCAGAGGGCCUCCUUUGGAUGCAUAUGCUGGGCGCAGAAGGCGAAUGUGGAGAGAUCCGGCAGAUCCUGA
This is a messenger RNA of Symbiodinium sp. CCMP2592, 384 nucleotides long. Lineage: Eukaryota; Dinophyceae; Suessiales; Symbiodiniaceae. The record is from the annotation of a GenBank genome assembly.